ACACACACACACACGCACACACGAGCGCGCACAUCAGCGCUCGUUUGGAAACACUUUUGGUGCGCGUGCACGCGCGAGUCGUCACACAUGCGCGGUAGUCGGGCUUCCACGCAUACGCGCGCUCCACCUGAGCGUCACCGGCGGUUACCCGGGAGUGAGUUCAUUUCCUUGGUGUGGAGGCUCGAUUCCACUUGUCCAAUUCGGCUCCCAGCUGCGUUCAUUCAUCGCGCGCACGUCGGAACCACCGAGAGAAUCGGAGGCAGAAUCUCCUUGAGGGUCCAUUCGACUGAUCUGGCCUGGCCUCGCCAUUCAGCGAGAUGAUUGGGCAUCACUCGUCGGCGGGGGCCUCCCUCCACCAUGCCCGCCCAUGACCUCAGUGAGGCAGCUCCCGUCCGUCAGCCCCCGGGAGGCACGCGAUGGAUGGCGUCUUGCCGGGCAAUGAGGACAAGAUGGCGAACAGAAUUCCGCCACCUCCGCCUCCCCCUCCUCCCCCUCCUCCUCCUCCGCCACCGCCUCCCCCUUCACUUGGAGGCCUGAAGCACAACAAGAGGGUGAGAAGUUUCUUCUGGAAGACAAUCCCGGAGGAGCAGGUGCGAGGGCGCGCCAACCUGUGGACGCAGGACCAGGCGCGGCAGCGCUACCGAAUUGACGCCAACACGGUCGAAGAACUCUUUGGUCAGAAGGAGGGGCUGGAUGGCGGCAGACUCGCGAGGGGAGGAAGCGGCAGAUCCUCACUGCGUGAUGCAAAGAACCAGGUCUCCAUCUUGGACACCAAGCGAGGCAUGAACGUGGGCAUCUUUCUCAAACAGUUCAAGAGGUCCAACCAGGCCAUCAUUGACGACAUUCGCCGUGGCAACAGUGAGCCUUACAGGGCGGAACCUCUACGAGAGCUCAUGAAGCUUCUGCCCGAGGCGGACGAGGUACCGCACACAUUUCUGCUAACCGAGGUUGUUUUGGGGAAUCCUUGACUCAGCAACUUGUUCCAAAUCCCAUUUUUAUGUACAACGUACGCUGAAAUACCUUGAUAGAUAUUUGGGAGUCGAAAAUCAUCAAUUCGCUACACCUGAAUCACUUCACAGGGAUUUGUAUGUACUUCCACGAUCCACUUGAAUCAUCAGUCAAAUGAAAAAA
This is a messenger RNA of Hippocampus comes (tiger tail seahorse), 1131 nucleotides long. Its product is annotated as FH2 domain-containing protein 1-like. The coding region runs from base 417 to 968 and encodes 183 amino acids. Lineage: Eukaryota; Metazoa; Chordata; Actinopteri; Syngnathiformes; Syngnathidae. The transcript has 6 exons. The record is from RefSeq and is a predicted model, not a curated record.